CUUCCAAUCGACUGCGGGCCCGUCAAUUUUUCUCAAACGUCAAGCAUGGCAACUACAGUGAAACGAGUUCUGAUCUACGGAGGAAAAGGAGCUCUUGGCUCGGCAUGCGUUACAUAUUUCAAAGGAAAACAAUACUGGGUGGGAUCCAUAGAUCUUGCACCAAAUGAAAUGGCUGAUGCCAAUAUCCUCGUGAAGCCUGAUGCCUCGUGGACAGACCAGGAGACACAUGUAUUGGGAGAGAUAGAGACAUUGAUGAGUGGUAACAAGCUUGAUGCAGUAUUCUGUGUUGCUGGGGGCUGGGCAGGUGGCAGUGCUGCUGCAAAAGCCUUUAUCAAGAAUGCUGACAUGAUGUGGAAACAAAGUGUAUGGACCUCCUCUAUAUCAGCAGCCAUAUCUGCCAAGCAUUUGAAGGAGGGUGGUGUCCUGACCCUGCCAGGGGCCAUGCCUGCACUGGAGGGUACUCCAGGAAUGAUUGGCUAUGGUAUGGCCAAAGCUGCCAUUCACCAGCUAGUCAAAAGUCUGGCCUGUGAUAAGAGUGGAAUGCCGGCCAAUGCCUUGACUGUAGCCAUCCUGCCAAUGACUCUGGACACUCCCAUGAACCGUAAGUUCAUGUCGGAGGCAGACUUUACCACUUGGACCCCACUGGAGUUUGUUGCAGAGCUUUUUAACAAAUGGAUGGAUGGAACUGAUAGACCAGCCAAUGGGAGUUUGAUGAAGCUUGUCACUAAAGACAGCAUCACAGAUGUGACUGCAGCAUGCGUUGGAGUGUGGGCAAUUAUAAAGACUAUAAAGGCAUUAACAAACAACGUAAAAGUCUACCAAAGGAAGAAGGAGAUUUUUGUUAUUCAAACGGAAGAGGAGUGGGAACAGUUUUAUGUCACCUACAUCAAAAAUCAACACAUCAAGGUGCUGGGCUUUGACUGUGAGUGGGUGUUCCGUGGACGUCGACAUCCAGUGGCGCUGUUGCAGCUAGCCACACAGGAAGGAGUAUGUGCACUUGUUCGGAUUUUCAAGUUUCCCACUUUUCCCGAGUCUCUUAAACAGUUAUUAAAUGACAGGAGCAUAUUGAAAGUGGGCGUGGCACCUAAAGAUGACGCCAAGAAGUUGUUCCAGGACUACGGUUUGUUUGUGCGUGGAUGUGUCGACCUGCGGCACAUGCUCCUCCGGGUCCGAGGCAUCUAUCAAUGCUCCAGCAUUGGACUACAGGGCGUGGCUGAGGGAGUGCUCGGCGUAACCAUCAGUAAAGACAAGUCUGUGCGCUGUGGUAAUUGGGAGGCGGACAUCUUCUCUUCUAGACAGAAAGAGUAUGCGGCUGAUGAUGCUAUCGUAGCUGUAGAUAUUUUUACACACCUGGUCCUAGCCAAGCUGCUGAACCGCCGACCCGAGGCAGAUAGCAUGCAGUCCGAGGUGUUCACCAACGAAAGUCGGUUCUGGAGAACAUCUCGAUCCUUAUGUCAGGGGGUGGCUGACUCACAGUAUAAACACAAGCCCAACAAAGGAACCCAGCAUAAACCCUCGCGGAUGUACAAACAGCUGGUGAAGGUGCUGACAGACAGGGAAAAACAGAAUGAAAGGAGUGGUGGAGAGUUCGACGAAGAUGUCAGCAGUGAAACAGAAUAUUCUGAGGAACCAGACCAACAGUCUACAGUACCGGUACAGACCAAGAAAGCUGAGAGGGCCUAUGUGACACGACAGCGCCCCCUAUAUGAUAAUUGUUGCCUUAUUGCCCCUGACGGGGAACUUCUCUGUUCUUGUGAUGUGAGGAAGGCUGCGUGGUACCUAGAGAGGGGACUGGCAGACAAGGUAUCUGAUGAACCACUGACAGUGAAGCUGAGGUUUGAGCCAGCAGGUCGGCCGACCGAUGACUACUACCUCCUAGACAAGGACAACAUCUGUGUCGUGUGUGGUGUGGACGAGUCCUUCAUCCGCAAGUGUGUCAUCCCACGAGAAUACAGGAAGUAUCUACCUCACCAGCUUAAGGAACAUUCCUCACACGAUGUACUGUUGAUGUGUGUUCCAUGCCAUAUGCAGAGUACACAACACGAUUAUGUGAUACGCCAGCAGCUAGCUGAGGAAUGUAACGCACCAAUAGACAAUGGUUCAGGUAUCAAACUUCACCAUGACGAGGAUCUACGCAAGAUCAAGUCUGCAGCCAAAGCAUUGUUAAAAUGUCGUGAAACGAUACCAGCCGAAAGGCGAGCUGCAUUAGAAAACAUCGUAAAAACUUUCUACGAAACUGAGGAGAUCACAGAGGAAUUAUUAAAUGAAGCCGUUAACAUAGACCAUAAGAUCCUAAAUAAAUGGUACAAACCGCACGGAAAGAGAGUGGUGACGUACAUGAAGAGACAUGGAGGAUUGUUCAACUUUGAGAAAAGAUGGCGACGACAUUUCCUGAACUGUAUGAAACCCAAAUUCAUGCCUAAAAACUGGUCAGUGAAUCAUCGCCAUGAACAUCACCGUGACGAUGACGAGAGUGAUUCUGACGACAGUGUGAUAGUCACAGAUAAUGUGUAACUUACACAGAGUACGGUCCUGAACAUUAAAGAUGGCUUCCCCAUGGUUUUGGCAAUGCUUCGUUAUUACAAAUGACAAUUUUAUCAUAAAAAUAUUCAGGUAGAAAGAAAGUUAUCCCUUUACUUUCCUCUUUCAUUUCUUAAUUUCCGUUCCAUAUGUAAAAACGUUUAUUAAUAACUGACCGAUAAACCAGGAUCGUUUUUGAAAUAUUAUUUUUAUAAAAUAGAUUUUCAAACUACGAGAAAAAAAAAUGAAUUCAUAAGCAUUCUAACAUUUAAACUGUCUGUUUGACCCUAAUCAGCAGCUACUAAAGCUUAUAUACAGGUAAAUUGACAUAAAAGUAUCAUCAAAUGAAAAAUGGAAACAUAGAAAUAUUUCUAUGCAUUGGAUGACAGUUUAUGGGGCCGUUUCUCCAUAAGUGUCAGCUUUUGGGUACAGUGACAGUAUGUUCUUCAGUGUAUGCUGAACCAUAUUUUCAUAUUUUAGGGGCCAAAAACUGCUUGAUUGGACUUGUUUAAAAGGUUUUGGUAUAUAUUUAAUGUCAGUUUGUCAUAUAUCUAAUUUUAUAUUUGAAAGAAAAUUCAGUAGACCAAAGCCAGAAUGAUAUAAACUUUACUGAUUUUACAUCAAUUAUGAAAAAGUUUUUUCCAACUUAUAAAUAUAAUGUAUAAACCACUCUUGUUGGCCCACUGAGAAUUGAACCCAAUGGUUUUAGUGAAAGGCAAGGCAGUCAGAAUUAUAUAAAUCAGUUUCAGGUAUAGACAGGGCCCAUGCUAAGUAUCUAUUACAAAGCUAACAUUUGCUGAAAUAACUAUGGCAUGAAACAAUACUGGUGCAGUUCAUUACACUAACUAAAAGGUAAGUUAUGGCCGUGUUUGUGCUAGUUGACUACAUGUUAAGGCGAAGGUAAACUCAGCAACCCUUGUAUUUCAUAGUAGACCUACCCUUCAGAACAGAAAGACACUGUAUAACCCUGGUAGGCACCUACCAGAAUGGGAUUUUGAAGGAUGUCAAAGCACAAUAAGAAUGUUUCUUAUAUUGUACUCUUUGCAUGUUAUUUAGUCAUUUUUAGCUAAAUACCUGAUCGGAAGGCCCAAGUGAAGCUUUGGCAGGACAAAAAGUGUUAAUCUUAAAACACUAUGCCAUAAGAAUAGAAGAAAUUUGACUUAAUUUUCUUAAGCCAAGAUAAUUUAACCUCUAUGUAACUUUAGUAGACUCUACAAUGCAUUGAUCUGGAUGAGUCCAUUAUGGUCUACAGAGGUGAAAGGGUUAGAUAGUAAGUCUGAAAGUCUGAAAUAAGGUGAAAACAUUUGUUUAUGUAAUUUGCAUAAUUAAAUCGAAUUGCAAGUGUGAUGUAUUUCAUAAUUUUGUAUGUAUAUGUGUGGAUAUAUACAUGUACACUGUGUUGGCAUCCAUUAUUGCGUAAAAUGUUUAUCUAUAAUGCUUGGGUCAGAGCUGUGUAAAGGGAGGCGACUCUGGAGUCCUUGGGCAUAUUUGGACUAGACUCCCAAACUACCGGGCGGAUUUCAGCCUCACUUCAGAAAUACUCAGAUGAGUGUUGAAUAGCUGUUGGGCCUCUUCUGUUCGUAGUUUCAGUGUAGGUUCGAUUGACAUCGUCAUUUAUGUCAGUCAUUUUCAUUUGCCUAAUUAUGGAAAUAGAAAAACAGUUUUUGAUGAAACUGGUGGUAAAGACAGUUUCUGAUGAUUACUGUCGUUACUAGUUGGGAACAACAAACAACCAGGAUGACUGGUGUCAUAUGUCUGAAAUGUGAAUACUUUCGUUACCAAGGUGCUAAUGUCUACUUUCAAUUUUUUUUUAGGAUCAUUUCUAUUUGUUUUGGCUAAGUUUUAGGUCAACAAUUCUACGUGUUUAAGUGUUUUAGCAUGUUCUUUACUUGAGAGUUGCGCUACACUUGUUGUGUAUUUCUACUGUAAAAUGCUACCUUAUGAUGUUUUCCGAUUAGCUAAGACUUGAUUUCACUACUAUUUACCAGAUCAAUUUUAACCUUACAAAGUUAAAAUGUCGUGUCAUUGCCCAUUUCAUGUGGAGUAGAGAGAAAUUCUAAGAUCCUAUAUAACAAAAGAAAACGUUCAUAAGUGAUAGGGGUUACAGCUCUUGUAAAAGCUAACAAUAGGAACGCAUAACUGAUAAUGAUUGAAGUACUGAAAAUCAACAGGAACUCAUUUUUAACAUUGAUACAUAUAUUUUGGAGUAAGUGCUUCUGUAUAUUAAAAAAAUCAAAAUUAUAAUUUUGUUUUAAAUCUUAUUUAUACAUACAUGUAGUCUUUGAGUUGAGCUAUUGAUUGUACACAUCCCAAGCCAACUUCACAAACAGUGACACAUACGGAAGGGAACAUGAUUUUCACCAGUGAUAACACUUCGAUAUACGAUAAGAAGAACGUAGCCCGAAUCUGCAGCAAAAAGUUAAUCUGAGGUAGUACGUUGUCUGAAAAUGCUGAAGAAGACGGG
This is a messenger RNA of Mizuhopecten yessoensis (Yesso scallop), 4984 nucleotides long. RefSeq names its product exonuclease 3'-5' domain-containing protein 2-like. The record is from RefSeq and is a predicted model, not a curated record. The transcript has 16 exons. Gene Ontology annotation, cellular component: cytoplasm. Bases 46 to 2514 code for a protein of 822 amino acids. NCBI's taxonomy places the organism in Eukaryota, Metazoa, Mollusca, Bivalvia, Pectinida, Pectinidae. Gene Ontology annotation, biological process: L-phenylalanine catabolic process; nucleobase-containing compound metabolic process; tetrahydrobiopterin biosynthetic process. Gene Ontology annotation, molecular function: 6,7-dihydropteridine reductase activity; nucleic acid binding; NADPH binding.